AUGGCAGCGGAAAAUGUGGACCCUCCCCAGGGCAAGCCUGCUACUAAUGUGGAUGCAUUGGGGCGGAAGGUUUGGGACAAGUCAUACUACGCCCAGGUCGCAGAGAAGAAAACAGGGGGGCAGGGGGACAGUGUAGAGCAAUCUAUCGCAACUUUGCUGCCGGAUCCAAAUCGGAAACCGGUAGUUGCUGUGCCGGAAGUGCGCGAAAACCUCAAGCGGAGGAAGGAAACGGUCGAUGUGACGAAGGAUGUGGGAAAAGUUCGGGUCAUUAGUGCACUAACCCAUAAAUCGCAACAAGGGGGGUUCUACUGCAAAGUAUGCGACUGCCUGCUGAGGGACUCGCAGGCCUACAUGGACCACCUCAAUGGGCGCAAACACAACAGAAUGCUUGGAAUGACCAUGCGAGUGGAGAAAGUCGACGCCAAGACUGUUGCACAGGCCCUCAAGAGGCGAGCCAUGCAAGAAAACGCGCCGAAAUUGUCUACGGAAGAUCUACAGAAGGAUUUGCAGGAACGUAUUAAGGAGCUUGAGGCUGAAGAACGCGAAAUGAAGCGGAAACGGAAAAUGAACAAAAAACUCAAGCAAGAAAGCAAAAAUAUUUCAACGAAGCUUAAAGUGGAAGAUGACAGCACCGAAAAUGUGGAAACAGACCAAACUGAAAUGUUGAUGCGAUCUAUGGGAUUACCAACAAGCUUCUGA
Babesia bigemina is the source of this 699-nucleotide messenger RNA. RefSeq lists its product as hypothetical. The transcript has a single exon. Gene Ontology annotation, biological process: mRNA splicing, via spliceosome. The record is from RefSeq and is a predicted model, not a curated record. NCBI's taxonomy places the organism in Eukaryota, Apicomplexa, Aconoidasida, Piroplasmida, Babesiidae. Gene Ontology annotation, molecular function: zinc ion binding; nucleic acid binding. Bases 1 to 699 code for a protein of 232 amino acids. Gene Ontology annotation, cellular component: U4/U6 x U5 tri-snRNP complex; spliceosomal complex.